AUGGAACGGUAUCUUUGGGAAAGCUCUGGAUUAUCGCCAAACGGCACCAACAGCACCGAUGCCCCAGGAACAGCGCUCCACAUUACCAUGGUGACAGAGAGGAUGGUGGUUGUGGCUCUGCUGGGGCUCCUGACCCUCCUCACUGCUCUAGUAAAUGCUGCUGUCAUCACAGCCAUCUGCACCACCAAGAAGCUCCAUCUGCCAGCCAACUACCUCAUUUGCUCCCUGGCCGUCACUGACUUCUUAGUGGCCAUCCUGGUUAUGCCUCUCAGUAUCCUAUACAUGACCAUGGAGACCUGGUCAUUGGGUCAGGUGGUGUGCGAGGCAUGGCUCAGUGUGGACAUGACCUGUUGCACAUGUUCCAUCCUGCAUCUAUGUGUCAUUGCACUGGACCGAUACUGGGCUAUCACCAAAGCCAUUGAGUAUGCCCGUAAGAGGACUGCCCGCCGCGCAGCUGUCAUGGUUGCCAUCGUGUGGCUCAUCUCAGUCUUUAUCUCUGUACCUCCUCUAUUCUGGAGGCACCGGCCUGAAAGCAGCACCCCCAGUCAGUGCAUUAUAGAACAUGACCAUGUGGGCUACACCAUCUACUCCACCUUUGGAGCCUUCUACAUUCCUAUGACUCUCAUCCUCAUCCUAUACUACAGGAUCUACAGUGCUGCAAAGACUCUGUACCAGAAACGUGGCUCCUCCCGUCACCUGAGCAGCCGAAGCACUGACAGCCAGAACUCCCUCAAUCAUUGCCGUGUGGCACACGCGUUCUGCAUAUCAGAUCUGUCUAUCUCUGACCCCACCACGGAGUUUGACCGACUCAACGUCACAAUCCGCAUUCCUUCUUUUGAGACAGAGGUGGAGGGGCCAGACGAGAGGAACCAAAUCUGUACGUCACGGGAGAGGAAGGCUGCCCGUAUUCUGGGCCUCAUACUGGGAGCCUUCAUUCUGUGCUGGCUGCCGUUCUUUCUCAAAGAGCUGCUGGUGGGACUCCGUGUGUUGAACCCUUCCCAACAAGUGUCUGACUUUCUUACCUGGCUGGGAUAUAUAAAUUCCCUUAUCAAUCCACUCCUCUACACGAGUUUUAAUGAGGACUUCAAGAUGGCCUUCAAGAGACUUAUCAGAUGGAAGGAACACACAUAG
This is a messenger RNA of Chanos chanos (milkfish), 1131 nucleotides long. It is a transcript of the gene htr1e, whose product is annotated as 5-hydroxytryptamine receptor 1E. The record is from RefSeq and is a predicted model, not a curated record. The coding region runs from base 1 to 1131 and encodes 376 amino acids. Gene Ontology annotation, molecular function: G protein-coupled serotonin receptor activity. NCBI's taxonomy places the organism in Eukaryota, Metazoa, Chordata, Actinopteri, Gonorynchiformes, Chanidae. Gene Ontology annotation, cellular component: plasma membrane. Gene Ontology annotation, biological process: positive regulation of MAPK cascade; adenylate cyclase-activating adrenergic receptor signaling pathway. The transcript has a single exon.